Seriola dumerili (greater amberjack) is the source of this 4518-nucleotide messenger RNA. RefSeq names its product ATPase phospholipid transporting 10A (putative) (gene atp10a). Lineage: Eukaryota; Metazoa; Chordata; Actinopteri; Carangiformes; Carangidae. The transcript has 21 exons. Gene Ontology annotation, cellular component: plasma membrane. Gene Ontology annotation, biological process: phospholipid translocation. Gene Ontology annotation, molecular function: ATP binding; ATPase-coupled intramembrane lipid carrier activity; ATP hydrolysis activity. The record is from RefSeq and is a predicted model, not a curated record. Bases 1 to 4518 code for a protein of 1505 amino acids.
AUGGCGCGGGAGGGCGAAGACGCCGGGAUGGCCAAAGCUUCAAAAGUCAAAAGGCAGAGAAAGAAGAAGACCAAGGAGAACAAAACCAGGAUUGUCCACGCAAACAUACUGUAUGACUACGCCAAAGGGGAGGAAAACCCAAACCGACACUAUGCAAACAACAAGAUUAAGACGACCAAGUACACUCUGCUGUCUUUCCUGCCAAAGAAUCUUUUUGAGCAGUUUCAUAGGUUUGCCAAUGUUUACUUUGUUUUCAUCGCUUUGCUGAAUUUUGUCCCAGUUGUCAAUGCUUUUCAACCGGAACUGGCUCUGGCCCCUGUAGUUUUUAUUCUGUCUGUCACUGCCAUCAAAGACCUAUGGGAGGACUACAGGAGGCACAGGUCGGAUAAAGAAAUCAAUCACAUGGACUGUCUGGUCUACAGCAGAGCGGAGAGACGCUAUGUGGAGAAGUACUGGAAGGAGGUGCGAGUGGGAGACUUCAUCAGGCUGCGAUGCAACGAGAUUCUCCCCGCCGACGUCCUGCUGCUGAGCUCCAGUGACCCGGACCGCCUGUGCCACAUCGAGACCGCCACACUGGACGGAGAGACCAACCUCAAGCAGAGGCAGGUCGUCCGCAGCUUCUUUGACCUGGAUUGUGAGUUCGACCCCUUGAAGUACAACAGCGUAAUUGAAUGUGAAAAGCCCAACAACGACCUGAACAGAUUCCGAGGCUACAUAAUCCAUCGAAGCGGCAGAAGAGAUGCACUUUACAAAGAGAACCUGCUGCUGCGAGGCUGCACCAUCCGCAACACGGAGGAGGCUGUGGGAAUAGUCAUUUACGCAGGUCACGAGACCAAAGCCAUGCUGAACAACAACGGCCCGCGCUACAAGCGCAGUAAACUGGAGAGACAGAUGAAUGUAGACGUGUUCUGGUGUGUCAUCAUCCUGCUGGUCAUGUGCCUGUUUGCUGCUGUGGGUCAUGGGCUGUGGAUGUUUCAGUACAGAGAUAAGAGGCCUGUGUUUGACGUUCUCAGUCCAGAGGGGACGGACUUAUCCCCCAUCAUGUCGGCCAUUUAUCUCUUCCUCACCAUGAUCAUCGUCUUUCAGGUGCUGAUACCCAUCUCCCUCUUUGUGGCGAUUGAGAUUGUCAAGAUCUGCCAAGUGUACUUCAUCCAUCAGGACCUGGAUCUGUACGACGAGGAGACAGACACUCACCUGCAGUGCAGAGCUCUUAAUAUCACUGAGGAUCUCGGCCAGAUGCAAUACAUCUUCUCUGACAAGACGGGCACGCUGACGGAGAACAAGAUGGUGUUUCGCCGCUGCACUGUGGCAGGGGUGGAGUACUCCCACGAUGCCAAUGCUAGAAGACUUGCUAUGUACCAGGAGAUGGAUUCAGAGGAAGAGGAGUGUACAUCUCACGGUGGCACCCUGCCCAGGCGGGACAGCGUGUCCAGCCACCAGAGCGCCCCGGUGGUGCUGCGCUCCCAGAGCACCAAGUCCCACCGCAGGACGGGAAGCAGGGCGGAGGCCAAGCGUGCCAGCAUCCUGUCCAAGCACACGGCCUUCAGCAGCCCCAUGGAGAAAGAUAUCACCCCCGACCCUCAGCUCCUGGACAAGGUCAAUGAAUGCAGCAGUCAGAUGGACUUCAUGCGCUUCCACAGCCAGCCCAUGUCCCAGCUGCCCUCUGACCUCUCCGACAUCAUCGAUUUCUUCAUCGCUCUCACCAUCUGCAACACGGUGGUGGUGUCUUCCCCCAACCAGCCCAGACAGAAGGUCCGGAUGAGGUUUGAGCUGAAGUCCCCGGUGAAGACCAUCGAGGACUUCAUCAAACGCUUCACCCCGAGCCGACUGACCUCAGGCUCCAACAGCAGCAGCUCCUCCAGCCUCAUCACGAACCGCUCCUCCAACAGAGGGUGCUCCAGCAUGCUGUCCUCCCCCUCUGCAGAGAGCACGCUCACCAAGCUGGACGAGGAGCAGCCUCCCAGAGACCUGGACCACGCCUUCAGCCCCGUCCUGCCCUGCUACGACGGGAAGGCGCGGGGCCCAGAGGAGAGCGAGCUGCGCUAUGAGGCGGAGUCGCCCGACGAGGCUGCGCUGGUCUACGCUGCCAGGGCCUACAAAUGCUCCCUCGUCGGACGCCUCCCUGACCAGGUGACUGUGGAACUGCCGCACCUGGGGAAGCUGAGCUUUGAGCUGCUGCACACGCUGGGCUUCGACUCCACCAGGAAACGCAUGUCCGUGGUGGUCAGACAUCCGCUGACGGAUCAGAUCACUGUGUACACUAAAGGUGCGGACUCUGUCAUCAUGGACCUCAUCACACCUCCCAACACAGGUAACUCCAAAGGGAAACGCCAGAAAAAGAUCAUCUACAGGACCCAGAACUACCUGAACCUGUACGCUGCAGAUGGCCUUCGCACGCUGUGCAUUGCAAAAAAGACCCUGAGCAAGGAUGAGUAUGCCUGCUGGCUGCAGCGUCACCUGGAGGCUGAAACGGCCAUUCAGGGAAGAGAGGAGCUGCUCUUCGAGUCGGCCCUGCGACUGGAAACAAACCUCCAGCUUUUAGGAGCGACGGGCAUUGAGGACCGUCUGCAGGACGGCGUGCCUGAAACUAUAGCGUCUCUGAGGAAGGCCGGCCUGCAGAUAUGGGUGCUGACGGGUGACAAACAAGAAACGGCCGUAAAUAUAGCGUAUGCCUGCAAGCUGCUGGACCCCGAGGAGGAGAUCCUGACGCUGAAUGCUGAUUCUCAGGAGGCAUGUGCGUUGUUGCUGGAGGAGAGUUUACACUACAUCCAGGCCAAAUUCCUCUGCAGCUCUACAGACCAAACCGCCAAGGCCUUCCACGCUAACUUUCCACCCUUUGAGAUCUAUCCCGCUUCAUCUCCGUCCUCCUCCUCAUCCUCCCACACCGUUCCCUUCAUGGUGCACCGGCUGGGCCUGGUAAUUGAUGGGAGGACCUUGGCUUACGCCCUGGAUAAGAGUUUGGAGGAUAAGUUUCUGGCAGUAGCGCGGAGCUGUCGCUCAGUGCUCUGCUGCCGCUCCACGCCGCUGCAGAAGAGCAUGGUGGUCAAACUGGUGCGGAACAAGCUGAAGGUCAUGACUCUGGCCAUAGGUGAUGGCGCCAAUGACGUCAGCAUGAUCCAGGUAGCGGACGUGGGCGUGGGGAUCUCGGGACAGGAGGGCAUGCAGGCAGUGAUGGCGAGCGACUUCGCUCUCCCACGUUUCCGGUAUCUCCAGAAGCUUCUGCUGGUCCACGGACACUGGUGCUACUCCAGACUGGCUAACAUGAUCCUCUAUUUCUUCUACAAAAACGCUAUGUUUGUAGCGCUCAUCUUCUGGUAUCAGUUCUACUGUGGGUUCUCAGGUUCAGCCAUGAUUGACCAGUGGUAUCUCAUCUUCUUCAACAUGAUGUUCUCUGCCUUCCCACAACUCAUCACUGGCACUCUGGACAAAGACGUGUCAGCGGAGACUCUCCAGCAACUACCUCAGCUCUACAUGACCGGCCAGAACUCCGAGGAAUAUAAGCCAUAUAUGUUCUGGAUGAACAUGAUCGAUGCCUUCUACCAGAGUCUGGUCUGCUUCUUCAUUCCUUACUUCGCCUACGCUGACUCUGAUGUGGAUCUGUUUACAUGGGGAACUCCCAUCACCACCCUCGCUUUAUUCACCAUUCUGCUGCACUUGGGCAUUGAGACCAAAACCUGGACCUGGAUGAACUGGCUGUCUAUCUCCUUCAGUAUAGCCUUGUUCUUCACCGUGGCUCUGUGCUACAACACCUCCUGUCCCACCUGCUACCCCCCCUCUAACCCCUACUGGACCAUGCAGAGGCUGCUGCAGGACCCCCUCUUCUACCUGCUCUGUGUCAUCACACCUGUGGCGGCGCUGCUGCCUCGAUAUUUCUACAGGGCGUGUCAAGGCACGCUGUUUCCCAGUCCGGUCCAAGUUGGAAGUCAGUUGGAUAAACUCCCCGCUGAAACCCGCAAGAACAUCCUCAGCCUGAGCAGGGUCAAGGUGGGGUCACCGCUCAGCCCCAAGCCUCCCUUCCUGUCCCUCAAUAAGCCCUCCCCUAAAGGUUGCAAUAAAAAGGACCAGAGGAGCUUCCCCAGCUCCACGGCAUCACAUGCCAAGAAAGGGCCCAUCUCACAAGCAGAUGAAGAGACGGGUCGGAGGAGCCCGCUGGGGCCCACAGACAGUGACAAGGGCCUUUCAGGUCUCUACACAAUAGUUCCUACAGAAAUAGACACUCUUCCUUACACCAAAGACGCUCCUCCGCUCUCCGGGGAGCAGCUGCCUCCUUCCACCAAAGACUCCGAGUUUCUCGAUAAGACUUCAGAGCCGUCGGAUCAGAGUCUGUCCAGCUGGAUCACCUCCACGCCUCUGCUCACACAGACAGACAGCGUCCAGCUGACUCUGCCCCCUGACGGAGACUCGCAGUGCGUCAAAUACAUGAGGAACUCAGAGGAAAGACUCAAGUCUGACCACGCCGUUCAUCCAGCACACAGGACAGAGCAGGUGGCAGACCAGUCGCUGCACACCACCUUGUGA